UUUCGUCAGAGCCGCACGAGUGUCGCACUAUCGCAGUGGUCGUAUUGCCGGCUGUACAUCCAUUGAACGCAUCUGUACCGAAGUCAUAUCGUAUCCCGCGAGUUGUUGUUGUUUUUUUUUAUUACUAUUUUUUAUUGUCAGUUGCCGUUGUACUCGCCUACGAUGUCUAACGCCUGCGUACCCGAUAGUGUCAAGUGUCUGGACGGAAUCGACUACGAAGUCGUAAAACAUAACGCUCAUUUCGAAUGGGUGACCGAAUACGAGAAUACCAUUAAACAAUUGUCUUCGGAAGUGUUCGACACUUUGAUAGUGAAAGACGAAGGAAAAAUGCUGGACAUCGCCGUCAAGGGUCUCGAUGGGUUCCAAGGAAAGCUGAAAUCGUCAAUGGACGCUUUGGUGAAACAGGUCAGAGACAAAUCCGGCACGGACGAGCGGGCCAAAUCGUUUGUCGGCGAGUGGGCUGAAGCCGCCAAAUACCAUGCCGAUUUGAAGUACCAUCACGCUGGUGGGGGUCCAAAUGCCAUGAAAGUGCGUUGGGGCUUCGAGGGUGCCAUCAAGUACAUAAUCGUGUGCGCUACGCAUCUGGCCGACGAGGGUGGCGAUGAUGCAGACUUCAAAAAGGAAGUUUCUGGCUACGUGAAAGAUGUCAUCAUUCAAAGCUUGAUCGAUCAUCUGAACGGCAUUAAGAGCGAAUUGGAAGCUCUCCAAAAAACUUCGUAGACACAACGACGAUGUUAUGCACCAGGACGUGAACUUCUAAACAUACCAAUUUUAAUAUUAUAUAAAACAAACUUAAAAUUUUAUCAAUUUAUAUGUGUGAUUAUAUUAUUAUUUAUAAUGCA
This is a messenger RNA of Diuraphis noxia (Russian wheat aphid), 842 nucleotides long. RefSeq lists its product as uncharacterized. NCBI's taxonomy places the organism in Eukaryota, Metazoa, Arthropoda, Insecta, Hemiptera, Aphididae. The record is from RefSeq and is a predicted model, not a curated record.